AUGGACAGCGGCCAACCUAGUGUUCCAACAAUACCUGCCUCAUCGAGCAUCUUACCUGUUUCAGGUGCCCCGUCAAUUCCAACUUUAUAUGCGCAACCUAAGACUUUUGUGCCAGUAGAUUGUAGAGUAAUGCCAGGAUACCCAUUUGCAAGUCUAGCAGGAGUUCCAUGUGUAAUUCCACCCCUCCCUGAAGACUUUGUUGCUCGAAAAACAGAUAAGGAAGGGCCCCAGAACACUCAGAACCUUCCAGAACCACACCGUUUCCACAAUGGACAACCACUUAACCCAUAUAUAUCUCCAACGGAUCAAACAGUCAUUGUCAAUGCACCGUAUCACCUUGCACAAUUUAACCCAGUUAGCGGUUCCAGCAUGUAUUCGCCUUGCAACCCAUUUGUUGCAUAUCCCUAUGGAAUUCCUGCAAGAGGACCAAUCCCAGGUUCUCAGCCAAAAAAAACUGGAUUUUAUGCUUAUUAA
This is a messenger RNA of Cryptosporidium ubiquitum, 474 nucleotides long. RefSeq lists its product as uncharacterized. The coding region runs from base 1 to 474 and encodes 157 amino acids. The transcript has a single exon. The record is from RefSeq and is a predicted model, not a curated record. NCBI's taxonomy places the organism in Eukaryota, Apicomplexa, Conoidasida, Eucoccidiorida, Cryptosporidiidae.